UUUAGAUGCUUCAGAGACGCUGCCUAGCUGCGAACCCAAUACUGAUUUCUUAUUUACUCAACCUCCUCCUGGCCUUCACAUGCAGCCACCGGAGUCAGAGGCAGGACCUUCUGAAGAGUCCUAUUCACCACCAAUACCUCAAGCUUCUUCCAGUCAAACUCAAACGCCCCAAACUAAGGGUCGUUCACCCCCUACAGACCCCGUUACAGCUCUUAAACGCCAACGCAAUAAUGUUGCGGCUCGGAAAUAUCGGCAGAAACGAAUUGAUCGCAUCAACGAGUUGGAAGGGGAACUUCAAUCUGUCAAGCAGGAACGAGAUGAUUUGAAACUUCGUCUGGCUCGUCAGGAGGCGGAGGCGGCGGCGUUACGAAGCAUGUUGCAAAUGAACUCUGGGAAGGGUAUGGGAAAUUAGUAUUUAGGCAAUUUGUAUCUUUUGAAGUGUGUAAUAGUUCGGAAAUCUUUAAAUUGAAUUUGUUGUUCUUUCUCAGACGAUGUCGACUCGUUCUUUUCCUCAUAUGUGGGUUGUCCUUUGAUAGGACCGCAGAAUUUAAUACAUAGGUUGAGGGAACGUAAUUGUCAUCUUCGAUGGGUGGAUGUAGGAAAAUGGACUUGGGAAUUUGACAUACC
This is a messenger RNA of Hypoxylon trugodes, 627 nucleotides long. RefSeq lists its product as uncharacterized. The transcript is spliced from 2 exons. Lineage: Eukaryota; Fungi; Ascomycota; Sordariomycetes; Xylariales; Hypoxylaceae. Bases 80 to 412 code for a protein of 110 amino acids. The record is from RefSeq and is a predicted model, not a curated record. Gene Ontology annotation, molecular function: RNA polymerase II cis-regulatory region sequence-specific DNA binding; DNA-binding transcription factor activity, RNA polymerase II-specific. Gene Ontology annotation, biological process: regulation of transcription by RNA polymerase II; DNA-templated transcription.